AGGGCAUGAGAUAAACCGUGGUGGAUUCAGAGGCAGUUGUUGGAUUGGCAUGGCUGUGUGCUGCUCAGCACUGCGAUCUACAUCCAUGAGGCUCCUGUCUGGACGUUUGGAUUCUCUCUACACAGCAACACAGCCUUGAUGCGGUGCUGGGCAGAGUAACAUUGAGCUGAGCUGUGUUUUCACAGCAUGUUGCAGGGCAUUGGGAGAUAGAGAGCGAAUAAUAGGGAGGGACAACCUUACCACAUGCUUGAGCGAUGUUCCGUGAGCUUCUCUCUCUCUCGUUUAAGACCAUCAGGCUUUUCUACACAGAGACCUGGGACUAAUGGAGGGAUGCAGUGAUGUUACUCUUUGCUUGUCAUGCUUGAAUCACAGCUUCAUAUAUCCUUUUGUGUCAGAGACCUUAUUGUCUUCGUCUGUCACUGCCGCCAGAUCAACUGUGUGGUAGCGUGGCGGACAGAGCCCCCUCCUCAACCCCCCUCUCCCUUGUCUGUGCCCCCGGCUUCUCAUCACUCCCAGCUCGCUCGUGUCUAUUUACCUCUCUCAAGCUACCCUCCCCUCUCUGUUAAGCUCCGUCUUUCUUGCUCUCCCGCUCCUUACUGCUUACUAUCUCCCUCUCUUUGCUCCUUCAAAGCAAGCAGUCUGCUAUUCUAUCCAAGCAGGUUGCUACAUGAUCUUCUGGAAAACAGUUUUUACCGCUGCUCUGCUUCCUCACAAUUCCUGAGCCCUUGCAGAUUCCCUUCUCAACAGCGGCAGGAUGUUCCUUCGCGAGGAUUGAUCCCCAUCCACCCCCUUUCACUUUCCCCUUCCCCUCCCUUGUCCUGAUCUCCUGCCCUCUGACCCUCACCUUCUUGUUCUCUAACCCCUCCCUCCCUCUCCUACUCGCCCUUACCCCGAGCCUAUUCCCCCCAUAAUUCAUUUCACCCUCUUGACCAUGUUGCCAUGCGUCUGCUGGCUCCAACUUAUCCUCAUCUUUCUGUCCUCUGCCUUAUGGACCCGGGGGGAAAACUGCCCAGUAGCCUGCCUGUGCCCAGAUCCUCACACUGUGGACUGCAGUGGCCGUGGGUUGACCCGUCUCCCUAAUGAGAUCCCCUUGGAUGUGCGCAGGCUAUUGCUGGCUGACAACUGGAUACCCCGCAUCCCCUCUGACUUCCUGGUUCUGUACAGUGACUUGGUCUACCUGGACCUCCGGAACAACUCCCUCUCCCAGAUAGAACCGGGGACUCUCAGCACCUCUUCCAGGCUGGUCUUCCUGGACCUAGGCAGCAACAAUCUGACUGAAAUCCCGAAGGGGACCUUUGGGGAGUCUCGGAGCCUGAUCAAACUACGGCUGGGCAACAACCCGUAUCUCAGCAUGGUGAAUGAGGAUGCCUUCCUUGGCCUCACCUCUCUGAGAGAACUGGAACUGGAGCGUAAUGCGCUGUCUACGCUACAGGUAGGGGCACUGAGUCAGUUGCCCUCCCUGCGGGCGGUGAGGCUCGAGGGCAACCCUUGGCUGUGCAACUGCAACUUUGCCAACCUGUUCGAUUGGCUGACGGAGAACAGUCACAAGCUUCCAAACGGGGUGGAAGGUAUGGAGUGCUCCCUCCCCAUGGACGGCAGACGUGUGUCCCUGACGCAGCUCUCCAAGGACAGCUUCCGUGAGUGCCAGGCCACGCUGACUCUAACAGACCUGCUCAUCAUCAUUUUCUCUGGCAUCUCAGUGUCCGUGGUGGCCAUCAUGACUAGCUUCUUCCUGGCGUCAACAGUCCAUUGCUUCCAGCGCUGGAGUAAAGGCGCCAAGGGAGACGAGGAGGAGAGUGAGGAGUGAGGAGGGCUUUAGUUUUAAGGGCCCCGCGUGGUCGUGGUACUCCAAACAAUGAGAGGACUCCGCUGACAGUGUGUGCUAGGUGUGACAAGUUUCACGCUGCCUCCUCCCCUGGUGAACAUCCAGGACUGUUUAAUGGAGCGUGCCCCGGGUGCGGUUGCAGUUUGUUUUCUUUGCACGUGAAAUGUGGUAACGAGGAACGAGCCAAAGUCCCGAUAGAAACGAGUGGGUGCCCUGCGCCACUUGAUGAUAUCAUAGAGAUCGUAUUUUUGGCCGUGAGAGCCUGUGGUCGUCCUUUAUGGCUACUGGCUCUCGGCUCAAUGUUGUAGGAACUACAUAAAUAUAGUGAGGUUAACACCUGUAUAAUGAAAGAGUCAAAUAUUUAAAUAUAUAUGUUAAAAAAAGACGUGCUGCUGAAGUGCUGUCACGUCAGUAGUAGACAAUGCGAUAACUUCUCAACCUUAGAAAUCCUGUAAAGUGGCAUCAAAGGCAACUUUUAGAUGAUUCUCGUGGGGUUUAAUCUGCGUAGAGCAGAUUACCUGAUCGCAUAUAUAUAUAUAUAUAUAUAUAUAUUAAAAAAAAGGAUGUCAUAACGACCAAUGACCUCAGUAAUUAACUGCCUAUAACAUGAUAUGCCUGCAUAUCCUGCCAUUUACGAUGUCUUUUGUUUGGACAGCCUCACUCACAUUCAAAAGUGUUCCACAAGCCACAACUGUUGGCAAAUACUGUUGUUUCUUCUGUGUGUAAAACAAGAUGGCGGCAUCAGUCGAGCAGGAAGGAUCGGGGUAAUGGAGAGAUGUUACCGUAUGUAGCCGAUGUGACGUAAGGCAGGAAGAGUUACCAGUCGCUCUACACACACUUUCUGCAGUAUAUUCAUUAUAUAACCACAAAUCGAUGUUCAAAAAACAAACAUUUAAAUCAAGAGGAUUUAUUGUAUGUUCCUAGAUUGAUAACUGUGACCUGUGUAGAAAGAUAAAAUAACAGUAUAAUCUUGAAAAUGAUGGAAAAUGGUGUUAAGGUAUAAUCUACGUAGAACUAUUGUGUCAAUUAACGCACUUUAUACGGCGAACCUAAUUGUGGCAAGCCCCUAAUUAACUAAGUAGACUGUUUUUUGUCUUCAUCUGCCAAAGACGAGGUUAAUGUGAAGGAGAGAUAAGUCUUAGAUAGGAGUACUUGCAUAAUAAGGACUUUGUUGUGAAUGAUGUGUUAUGUAGAGAGGUAGGGAUCGCUCCUCAACAGAAGGCAGCACUAUAGCCAAAUCACACUUUGUGUACACAUAUUAUACUCAAACAGUUAUGGUCUCCAAAGAUUAGCAAUUAACCAGCUGUCUUACUUUGCUUCACACGUGGCAGUCUUUAACCCCUGUUUCAACAGUCACCUCAGAACAAUUAGAUAAUUACUGUCCGAGUGUGGCGGGCCAGAGGUUAGUCUCUUCAGGAAUAAAUAGAGUUAGUUUUUUAGAUAUUGAUACAUCAUUCAGCGUAUUCUCAUUUGACUAAAUAUCUUGCAGUAAAGCUGAUGAGUUGAUAUCCUGGACAGGUCAUAACAGCAUUCACAAGAGCAACAGUGCAGUACAAUCUAGAUUCAAUAAAGCAGCACCCUGACGUUUACGGGCUGUGUUUGUUAUUUAUAUCCUGUAUGUUUAAAUCCUCCUCCAUUAGGAUUUGGAAUGCUCAAAGCUGGAGUGUUUUUUCCCCAAAGCAAAGGUAUGUCGCGUUGCUUCUCACAUUCUUGUAAGGCAUGAAUAAUUCAGAGGGAUUUAGAUAUGACCAGAUAUAAUGUCAAGCUUCUAAAUGCAAGCAGAUAAAAGAGUCCUGAGCAAAACAAAAAAAAGAGUUAGCAUCUCAAAAGAUAAACAGGAAUUCCAAACGCCUGUGUCCCUUAAGAACAAGUCAUAACCUUAAAUGUGCAGCAUUGUGAAGAACAUUUAGCAGAAAUGACAAGAAAUAAAUAUGGCCUUAUUUCUUUUUGUUGUUUUUCAUUCUUAUCAAUAAAAGCACAACGGUUUCACAGGAAUGUGAUUGUAGUACGCUCUUUUUAAAGCAGGUGUCACAUCACGUGUUGGUACCGUCCUGUAUUGUCACAUUAUGUUUUCAUUAACGUGUAUUGUCACAUGUUGUGUCUUCAUAAACAGUGUGAGAUUUGUACUA
Cottoperca gobio is the source of this 3954-nucleotide messenger RNA. RefSeq names its product leucine rich repeat containing 38b (gene lrrc38b). The transcript has 2 exons. Gene Ontology annotation, cellular component: voltage-gated potassium channel complex. Bases 932 to 1807 code for a protein of 291 amino acids. Gene Ontology annotation, molecular function: voltage-gated potassium channel activity; transmembrane transporter binding; potassium channel activator activity. The record is from RefSeq and is a predicted model, not a curated record. Lineage: Eukaryota; Metazoa; Chordata; Actinopteri; Perciformes; Bovichtidae.